Limanda limanda (common dab) is the source of this 10329-nucleotide messenger RNA. RefSeq names its product misshapen-like kinase 1 (gene mink1). The coding region runs from base 829 to 4710 and encodes 1293 amino acids. The transcript is spliced from 30 exons. The record is from RefSeq and is a predicted model, not a curated record. Lineage: Eukaryota; Metazoa; Chordata; Actinopteri; Pleuronectiformes; Pleuronectidae. Gene Ontology annotation, molecular function: protein kinase activity; ATP binding. Gene Ontology annotation, biological process: protein phosphorylation.
CCGCGUUAGCUUAGCCUCUGGGGGGGGGUUCGAUCGAUCUGGCGCACCUGACUCGGUGGUUUUCUCCUGCGCACGCAUUUGAGGAAUAUUGAAGUCGCGGGAACAAGUUUGACAACUGGCUCGCGUUUCCACCCGAGGCCAAAACAAUCGAUUUUUUUCCGGGACCUGUUCCAUAUUUACACAGUGGGAGGAGGACGUGUUCCCGGGCUGAUGAGGAGAGCCUGACGGUUCUGGUGCGGACGGACCCGGACGCCAUCACAUCUCCUUUAAAAAAAAAAAAAAAAAAAACACUGCGUUGCCUCGCCGUGAAUCUGAUCUACCCCAGGAGCCUCACUGGGAACCUCUCAGCGGAACACCACCCUUCCCUGAUAGAUUGUUUUAUUCAGAUUUUUUCGCGACGUUUUUCCUCAGUAGCUGUGAUGUCGUGCAUCAGCGGGGACGCGGCGCCUCGUCAACACGAACGCAGCAAGGUGUUCAACAACAACACCAGUGGAGGUGCAUCGCAUUGAGAAGCUGCCAGUGGCCGUGACGUCUGCUGUCUGUGGAAAUCUCUGGUGGAAGUUGAAGGUGUUUUGAGCCGAUCUCACUGCGGGGAACAGCACAGCUCUGCAGCCGGAGUUUGACGUUAGCUAGCCCGCUGUGGCGCCUUCUAUCUGCGAUGUGGUUGCUAAUCUGAGAGCCACCACAUUGUUUGCUUUAUAUAUAUAUUAUUUUCUCUCGCAGGAUAAGCCCCGUCAGACUUGUCCAAACACCCAGUUUAGAUUUUUCUGCUCCACUUCUUGUCAUAUAAGUGGCUAACUUGUUAGCUGCCAUAACAAGUUUCCAGCUAUGUCUGAAAACGCCCCCACACGAAGCCUGGAUGACAUCGACCUCGCAGCUCUCAGGGAUCCAGCAGGAAUCUUUGAGCUGGUCGAGGUUGUUGGCAAUGGGACAUAUGGACAGGUGUACAAGGGCCGCCACGUGAAGACGGGCCAGCUGGCUGCCAUCAAGGUGAUGGAUGUUACUGAGGAGGAAGAAGAGGAAAUCAAAGCAGAAAUCAACAUGCUGAAGAAAUACAGCCACCACCGCAACAUAGCCACGUAUUACGGAGCCUUUGUAAAGAAGAGUCCACCAGGACAUGAUGACCAACUAUGGCUGGUGAUGGAGUUCUGUGGGGCGGGAUCGGUAACUGACCUGGUUAAAAACACAAAGGGUAGCUCUCUGAAGGAGGACUGGAUCGCUUACAUCUGCAGAGAGAUCCUAAGGGGGCUUUCUCACCUCCACGCCCAUAAAGUCAUCCACAGAGACAUCAAGGGCCAGAAUGUGCUGCUGACUGAGAACGCAGAGGUCAAACUUGUUGAUUUUGGGGUGAGUGCUCAGUUGGACAGGACCGUCGGGCGUAGGAACACCUUCAUUGGGACACCUUACUGGAUGGCACCAGAGGUCAUUGCCUGUGAUGAGAACCCUGACUCCACCUACGAUUACAGGAGUGAUAUCUGGUCCUUGGGGAUCACAGCUAUUGAGAUGGCAGAGGGAGCUCCUCCCCUGUGUGACAUGCACCCGAUGAGAGCCCUCUUCCUGAUUCCUAGGAAUCCCCCUCCAAAACUGAAAUCCAAAAAAUGGUCCAAGAAAUUCAUUGACUUUAUCGAGGGCUGUCUUGUGAAGACAUAUACCACUCGACCAUCCACAGAACAGCUGCUCAAGCACUCCUUCAUCAGGGACCAGCCCACUGAGCGCCAGGUCCGAAUUCAGCUCAAAGACCACAUUGACCGCACGCGCAAGAAAAGGGGGGAGAAAGAAGAGACAGAGUAUGAGUACAGUGGUAGUGAUGAAGAGGAUGAAAACCGUGGAGAUGACCGCGAGUCAAGUUCAAUCCUCAAUGUACCUGGUGAGUCCACCCUGAGGCGGGACUUCCAGCGUUUGCAGGUGGAGAACAAAGAGCGCUCGGAGGCUCACAAGAGGCAGCAGGCCCAACUGGCUGCUCAGCGCCGCGACCCCGAGGAACACAAGAGGCAACUGUUGCAUGACAGACAGAAACGCAUCGAGGAGCAGAAGGAACAACGCCGCAGACUUGAAGAGCAACAGAGAAAAGAGCGAGAGAUGGUGAGGCAGCAAGAUAAAGGUCCCCACCGGAGACUCGACGAUAUGAGACGGGAGGAAGACAGAAGGUUGGCUGAGAGGGAGCAGGAGUUCAUCAGACAUAAAUUAGAAGAAGAGCAACGACAGUUAGAAAUCCUUCAGCAGCAGUUGCUUCAGGAGCAGGCACUGCUUAUGGAGUAUAAGCGUAAGCAGCUGGAGGAGCAGCGUCAGUCAGAGCGUCUCCAGAGGCAGCUGCAGCAGGAGCAUGCCUACCUGGUGUCUCUGCAACAACAGCAGCAAGAAAAGAAGCCCCAGCUCUACCACUACAACAAAAACCUGGAGUCCAACAACAAACCCACUUGGGCUCGUGAGGUGGAGGAGAGAAGUAAACUCAACAGACAGGGCUCUCCAAAAAUCUGCACCACUGUGUCUGACACUGCCAUCCAGUCACGCUCUGACUCUAUCAGCCAGUCAGGAGUGGUCCAGUCUGCUCAGACUCCACCGAUGCAGAGGCCUGUUGAACCCCAAGGAGGACAGGGCAAGGAUCCCUCACUCACCCCCAGCCCCCGCCCCAUCCACUCUAGAGAGUUGGUGCGUCAAAACUCUGACCCCACUUCUGAAACCCCCGUGCCACAGGCACACCAAAUCAGAGAGGAUCGUGGGCCCUGGAUCCGCCUGCCAGAUGUGGAACUCCCGCCCAAGGUUCCCCAAAGGACAGCGUCUAUUGCCACAGCUCUCAACACCAACCUCACCUCUGGCAUAAGGCAUCCAGUAAGAGCCAGCAAUCCAGAUCUUAGCCGCAAUGAUCGCUGGGAGAGAGGAGACAGUAUGAGCAUCAUAUCCAAUCUGCCCCAGACUGGCUCUCUUGAGAGGCAUCGCAUUCUCAGUUCCUCCAAAAUGGAAUCGCCCAUGCUCUUGCACGAUAGCCGCCAUAAGCCAGGGGAGUCCCGCACCUCCUCCCGCCCCGGGCGUCCUGCUGACCAUGGUCUUUUUGCCAAGGAGCGAGCUGAGGAGCAGCCAAGGCCACCAGUCAAGGCCAACGACUACUCCUCGUCCUCUGAGAGCAGCGAGAGCAGUGAGGAGAGUGAGAGUGGCGAGGGACCAGAGGAGGAAGAAAGCCCCACCGAUCGUCACAGGGAUGAAGACACCGAUUCAGUCAACACAAUGGUGGUUCAUGAAAUCGAAGGCGAGGGGGGAGAUGGAGAGCAAGCUGGUGGCUAUGGGGAUCAGACCAUGCUGGUGCAGAGGACCCCAGAGAAGCGGAGCCAUAAUGGAUACACUAACUUGCCUGAUGUGGUGCAGCCCUCCCACUCCCCCACUGAAACAGCCACUCACUCUUCCCCUGGGAAAGACUCUGUUUAUGACUAUCAAUCCAGAGGUUUAGUUAAAGCAUCUGGCAAGUCCUCCUUCACCACCUUUGUGGAUCUGGGCAUGUACCAUUCACCAGGAGGAGCAGGGGAUAACAUGUCUAUCACCGGCUCCAGGUUUGAGCAGCUGAAAAUGGAGGUGAGAAAAGGAUCCAUGGUGAAUGUCAAUCCCACCAACACACGUCCCCCCAAUGACACACCUGAGAUCCGCAAGUACAAGAAGAGAUUCAACGCUGAGAUCCUGUGUGCCGCACUUUGGGGUGUGAACCUAUUGGUGGGCACAGAGAACGGUUUGAAGCUGCUGGACCGUAGUGGUCAGGGCAAGGUUUACCCCCUCAUCAACUCCCGCAGGUUCCAGCAGAUGGACGUCCUGGAGGGCCUCAACCUGCUCAUCACUAUAUCAGGCAAGAAAAACAAGGUGCGUGUCUAUUACCUGGCCUGGCUGAGGAAUAAGAUCCUCCACAACGACCCUGAGGUGGAGAAAAAGCAAGGCUGGACUACUGUGGGCGAGAUGGAGGGCUGCGUGCACUACAAAGUGGUGAAAUACGAGAGGAUAAAGUUCCUGGUGAUCGCUCUGAAGAACGCUGUGGAAGUGUAUGCUUGGGCGCCCAAACCUUAUCACAAAUUCAUGGCCUUCAAGUCUUUCGCAGACCUCCCACACAGGCCUGUCCUGGUUGACCUAACAGUGGAAGAGGGUCAAAGGUUGAAGGUCAUCUAUGGCUCAUGUGCUGGUUUCCAUGCAAUUGACGUGGACUCUGGAAACAACUAUGACAUUUACAUCCCUGUGCAUGUAAGUUGUGGUCAUUUGUCAGAGAGCUGGGGUUUUUUGUGUUGUUUUUUUUUUUUUUGGGCAGAUGUGAAACCAACAGGUGCUCAACUCUUCUAUUUUAAUCCCACACAGAUUCAGAGCCACGUGUUACCACACGCAAUUGUGUUCCUGCCCAGCUCAGAUGGCAUGGAGAUGCUGCUUUGCUACGAGGACGAGGGCGUCUAUGUCAACACCUACGGACGCAUCAUCAAGGACGUGGUCCUGCAAUGGGGCGAGAUGCCCACAUCUGUUGCUCAUAUCUGCUCCAAUCAGAUCAUGGGCUGGGGAGAAAAGGCCAUAGAGAUCCGCUCAGUGGAGACUGGACACCUGGAUGGUGUGUUCAUGCACAAAAGAGCUCAGAGGCUGAAGUUCCUUUGUGAGAGAAAUGACAAGGUCUUCUUUGCAUCAGUGCGAUCUGGAGGCAGCAGCCAGGUGUACUUCAUGACCUUGAACAGGAACUGCAUCAUGAACUGGUGAAGGAAGUUCCGCUCUGGUCAGUGCGUGGAACCGCUAGGGUUCGAAGAACGAAGUGCAUCCGAAAUUCUCGAAAACGCAUGCACACAAUUGUGAACACAUCUCUCGCUUUCUCUCCAGCUCGCUAUCACCCAUGCAGUCUUUCACCAAAGACACACAUAGACAAACACACACACACAAACACAAAUAAUAUCUAAAUUCAUUCCAGCCUACACUAUUUAAGAUACAGUUUCUACUGAGGCCCCCUGAUAACAUUCUCUGCAGAAUCAUCAUGAAAAGUCACUGAUGAGCUGCAGAUGUUAACACCACCUAUUGAUUUGUACUGUAUAUACUCUCGUCUUGAUCUGUUUUACUUGGUGGACCUGUGUUCAGUCGUAUCUAUUUAGUUCCAUAUCGUGAAGUAUGUUUAAAAACACAUUCCGUGAUGGUUCUACCGUAAAUUUUGAGGAAGGCAUUAUUUACCUAUACUGAAUGUUGAAAUGAAGCUGUAAAUAGAUAGCACCUGACACUUAGAUCUGAAUCAUUUGCAGGCAUCUUUUGCUCAAAUAAUAAAAUGGUGGAGCUUCCCUCUGCAGUGGCCUGUGGACCCCCCUGUUGUUUUGGGGGGUUUACAACUUCAAGAAGGCCUAAAGGAAGGAUUUAAUACAAAAAAUAUUAUGAAGGCACAUAAAAGUCAGGAUGAAGUAGCGCUCUCUAUCAUAGACAGUAUCCUGAAGUCCUGCUCCUUCACUUUUUGUUUGGCCUGAAUGGCAAAUAAUGUUGCAGCUCUUGAUCACAGCUUGAAUGCCUCAAUAGCAAAUUUAAUUUCUCUUUUAAAAUAAAUAAAUAAUAAUUAAAAAAACAAUCAAAUCUCAAAAAUGCUCUGUCGUCAGAAUUUGUGCUGCAAAACCUCCAGCUUUGCCUUUAUUUCUCUGGUUUAGAUGAAACCAUUAAUUAUUUGACUCAUCUGGCUUGUAUCUAAACCUUUUUUCUUUUUUGUAGAUUUACAAAAUACAACAAAUUUGAUAUUUAUAUGUAGUGGUUAUGUAUUGGUAUUAGCCUACUGGUAUUCUUAAUUUUACUGUAAUUAUAUUGCCAUUAUAUUGCAAUAUAUUCUAUUCUUGUGGAGUCUUUGUUUGAGGAGGAGAGUUUGUGUGUUCUGGCUUGUGUCGUUCUGCGAGUACGGUGACAACUUUUGGGACGUUAGCCACAAAAGUAAGAAGUUGGAGAAACAUGGAAGCAGAGUGCCACUGAGAUUAUAGUGAUGAAGGGAGGUUGUUUUCAGGGGCCUGUCGCCCUCUUACCACACUGAUCUACUCUACUGUAUUAUAUUUCAGUUCUUAGACUUUUUUUUUUGUGUGUGAGAAGUGUUUGUCCAGGGGAUGGUGUUGGAACAGCUCAUAGUGCAAAACAGUUCUUAUUUGUGGUGGGCCAGUAGAAAGAUUUAAUGUUAAGAUCUGCACCACCACAGAGGUUUCCAUCUCAUCAGGCGCUUUGGCUAGCACACAUGAAACUUACUAUUUUUCAUAUUUAUAGAUUCUGCCAAAGUUCACAGCAUAUUCAGAAACAGAGGGUAUGAACCAAGGCCAAAGGCAAUAGAGUUUGAAUUGGCAUCUAGAUAUUUGAGAAGAGACUUUUCCUACAGAUCAAUAAACAUUGUUUUCCUUUCAACAUAUAGAUCCAAAGAGUCAGCUGGCUUUCCACAAAUAUUAUGGUAUCAUGGUUUAUUAGCUGCUUGUAAUUUCUUAUAGAUCUUUACUCUGUGUUUGUUAGUAGUGCAUAGGUUCCCCCACCAUGUUUAGGGGAGUUAACUCUGCUUUGUUUAGGCAGCUGCACGAGGGAGGUACCAUGUUCUCAUACACCGGGUAGAAGUAUGCGGCAGCCGUAUCAGGAAGUAGCCUGGUGGAAUUCUGUCGGCAGGGAGUAGGUCAACACAUGAAGAAAAGCUUUUUUUGUUCAGGGAUUUGUGAUACCACAGCAUAUGAACACAUGGACAUCUGCCUAAUUCGAGGCUUCUCUUUUUUCUAUCUUCAUUCUAGAGCACAAUUUGAGAGCAAGCAUUAUUGAUUCCACUUUCAGAUUUUGUAAUGCUCAAAACCCUGCACUCACACUCAAAUAGCCCCUUCUUAGAUUUGCUCUGCUUGUGCUCUGCUUGUGCUCGAACCGUGCACUUGCACUCAAAUUGUGUUGCUCGGACAGAUUUCAUGCACUUUUUGUGCAUCAAAUCCUUCAAAAUUCCUCAAUCAAAAGAGUUGACGAAUUAUAAUAGUCCCUUCCUCGUUUUGGGUGCUUUAGCUUCACUUCUUUGAGAGUCCAGUACCUGUUGUAACUUUAACCGGGUUCAUACACUCCCAUCCUCCUCAGCCUUAUUAUCACACCGGCUUCCUGUCUGUUUGCCUGACAGGAAAACGACACCUUCAAUUGUUACGACUAUACCUGGCAUUUUAUUGGUUUAAAAAUUUUGACAGACUUCCAAGCUGAGAGAAAAAGGCUGAAUGCAGGAAAUAUCUGAAUUAAGCUCACAAUCUGAGCACAAACAGGGGCCAUUUGAGUGUGAGUGCAGGAUUAUGAGUGUAAGCAUAAACAAAUCUGAACAUCAAAUUACUCAGACCACAUUCUUGAAUAAAGACAGGAAAAAUAAAAAAACAUCUUAUUUGUUGAUGUUGACAAAUGCGACUGUUUCGUGAAUAUGCCAGUACUAGAAGUUUAUGGAUGUUACGAAAUUAAUCUUGGAUAUUGAUAAAAGUCUUCUUAAAGUCACACUUUAAGCUAAGAAGAUAUAUAUUUUAUGUGGUUGAAAAGAAAACUAUUCAGAAAGAUUUCAGGGCAAAGAGUGUCUAAUCAGAUUAUAUAAAUAGAUGGUUAAUUUUAUGGUGUGAUUAUAACAAAUAAAAGCAUAGAAAGCACUUUCACAUCAGUAAACCUACAUUUACAAAUAUAUCUGGAGCACAUACUUUGAUGUGCAGAUCAAAGCCAUUGAAAUAGAGUAUAUCACUGUAUCAAAGUUGUUUUCCCCUUUAGCAAAUACGUUUUUAUUCUUAAACAUGUUAAGUGCCAUGACCUACAUUUCAAACUUCUAUGACAAUUUAGACAGACCUCUGGCACUCAUUCUUUUUUUUUAUUGUUCAAUCAUUAUUAUUUUAUUGUUCAGUCUGCCAUGUUUACAGUUUAAGCAGUGCCUUGGAGUGGGGAAGGCGUGAAGUUUUAGGAUGGGUUUGUGAGCCACAUCCCACCCACCUACACUUGUCUCUAACUUGAAAUCACGUGAAGAAGAGGCACAGCUAUUUUUGCUGCCUCAUUUACGACAAACAUCCUGUGCCAGUUAAGUGCACUUACGUGAAAUCCGGAAGAGAUCUUUUUUGACACUAAAAUGAAACGAUCAGUGACAAAGAAGUUAACGUGUGUCCAGUGCAACAUGCAGAGGCUCUACACGCAGUGGGAGCCAGUAUAGAGAAAAGCCAUACGUGUGAAUCGUGUUUUGUAGAAGACAACUUAGUACUUGUGCACAGAUGAAAGGAAACUGUGUGUGAUGUCUGCUCAGAAAGCGUAGGUUCUCGCAGCAAGGAUGAGGUCAGCGCUUCUUACUUUAAUGAUGUUAAUUGUUCAAUCUUGUAGUGGGGGAAAGUAGCUUGAUUCUAAUAAGUCUAUUUUAUAAAAUGUGUAAAUUAGUCUAUAUUGAAAAAUAAAAGUGAAUGUACAUCUAUAAGACAGAUUUGUAUUUGUAUAGAAAUGUGUACCGCUCUAGUAAUCAAAGCACAAUGUAUUUAAGGUAGAGAGAUCAAUAAGAGAGAUGGAAGGUCACUCAGCGCUCGUCGGUCGUUAGAGUGAAGCGAGUCGUCUGCUGAAAAAGAUGCGUGUCUAUGGACAAACUUGGGGUUAGCAGAGUUAUUCAGACAGAUUCUGGUGAUCAGAAGAGUCUAUGGUGACUCAUAGAUUGGUGAUGGACUUUUGGUGUAAAUUGCCUGUGUGAGGUUGACAGGCUGUUAAUAUGUUCAGGGGAUCAUCAGUGGUGACAUCAGUGAGAGCGAAACGGUUUUGUUAUGAGGUUAUCUGCUCUUGGCUUCUGGAUUUUAUCCAGAAAGUAAAUAACAGAUGUAUCAGUCAAUCACUAUUACAGACCAAGACACUGGUCUUUUUUUUUGUUUCUUUAUGACAUUUUUUUUCAAAAUGACAUUCAGUUGACGUGUUGCCCCAAAAAAAUGUAAACAUAUAUAGCUCCCUGUCUUUAAUAUUAAUUCCAAUAAAAUGCACAGACAUUGAUUUAUUUUGAAGCAUUGAUUUCUUGAUCGCUUCCAUUAAUCACUGGUCACAGACCUCACAGACAUAUUCCUUGUUCCCAAAGAAUAUCAAUAGUAUUUCUAACUUGGCUGUGGUCCACAUGCUCAGUGUGGGUCAUUAAACUUUAUUUGCAUCUAAAAACGAUGAAUAAAAUAGUUAAAGUUCACAGAUUUAAGCUGCUAAAUAUGUUAUUGCUCAAUUUAAAUCGAACAAGAAUAUACACUACAUUUAAAAGAAGGAAUACAUUUGAAAACAAUUGCACCUUAUUGUAUUUGUUGAGUGUUUUUCUAGAUGGCAAUUGAAGUGAAUUGUUGGACUCAAGAAAAACAUGACAGGCAGGUUGGCAUCAUUUUAUUUUUCACCAAUAAAAACAAUCAUCUCAAAUCGGUAACUAAUGCUUCGAAGAUUUGUGUCAGAGAUAUAACAGUAUGUGAAUCGUUUGACUUAAGAAGGCGCUUCUGAAUAUUACGCUUGUCUAAUUUUCUGCAGCAGAAAUGAAAAACACAGAAGACUGGAUCUGAUUGUCUAAUUCUGUAGAAGCACCUUAAGGUGUGAAAAGUGCUUUUUUUUCAUUUUGUGCCAAGAGCCAUUAAAAGAAGAAGAUUUGCAGCACGAGUCACAUGAUUUUUUUUAAUCACGUGACUCUUCUUUAAACGGCCGAGAUGCACAAACAUUUGUCCUCCGAAAGUAAGAGGCAUCACCGAGGUGGAGGUGGAGCACUGAAGGUGUAGAUGACUUUUCUCUUUUCUAAGCAAUACAAGCAUUUGAACAAAUCAAAACCAUGACAGUGUAUCUCAGUGUGACGUGCAGGAGCCGACCCUCCGGUGGCAGACUGACUGUCGGCUGGUUUCUGUCUCGCUUGUUACAGGAAUAAUCUGUUCUUUACUUUUGUUUGUAAUCGCAAGAAACGACUGCUUCUCUCCUGAUGGUCGAGCUGUUGGGAUGCUUGCUCUUGUUUUGCUGUUGUGAAAUCCCAGAAACUGCCUUCAUGAACUUAACGCAUCGAUAAAUGGAUGAUCGCUAAUAUUCGUAAUGAGGCAUAGCUUGUGUUUCUUAUCCAUAACGUAUGUGUGGAUUAGCAGCUGUAGCUGGGAGUGAGGCAGAUCGAACUCGUAAGUGUCGUGGAUCUUUGGACAGAACUACAAUAUCUAUUCUUCUUUUUCCAAUAAUUUUUUUUUUUUUUUUAAAGACCGUAAACAUCUUUGCAAUGUUUUAGUGUGUGUGCGCGCGUCUGUGUUACUUGUGACAGGUUAACUCCCGAUUGUAUUUCCUAGACUGAUAAACUUCAAACUUUCAAAAGGAUUGUGUUGAAUGAAUUCAUGUCUUAAUACAGAAUUGUUUGAAAAAUAAAAUACAUUGAUCUCA